AUGUAGAGCACGUUAGAUAUAUUACAUAUCUGUUAGAUUAUGCAUGUGCAUUGUAUAAUGUAACAUCAUUCUUACUAAGACAAUCGUGUUUUAGAACACGAAAACGUUCUACUGACGUCAUUUUUUGCUUAUUGCAUAACCAGUUGGUAGCAUUUAGCGUGUUAUUUUUUUCUGCUUUGGUUAGCUGCAGUAUUUUUUAAAAAGCGGAUUGGAAGGAAAGUUGACUGGAAAUUUAGAUGUGAAUUUGAAAGUAAAAUCUAAAGUGAAUUGAAAUUUUGAACUGGUAAAUGGACUGCAAUGUGAUUUGGAUAAUAUAUGUGGAACGUCGAUUGGAAAGUGAAUUAGAAAAACGUUUUUCGAAAGUGGACCGCCAAGUGAAUUGAGAAAUAUCUUGGAAACUGUAUUAAAAGGUGUCUUGGAAAGUCAUUUAAAAACUGGACAGGAAUAGUGAGUUCGAAAAUCCUUUCAUUCCAGUAUGGAUUUCGUAGACACAAGCAAAGUUAAAAUUAACAAGAGAUGGAUGUACUUGAUGGUGUUUCUGAUUGUGGCUCUGCCUGUCAUUGUCGGGAUUCUGGUGUGGUAUUUCGUACACACAGCAAACUGCAACAGUGCCAAUAUUACAGACAAAAACACGGGUAACGAAAGCGCGAACUUUUCCCAAAAGGAACCUUGGAAAAAUCUCCGUCUUCCGCGGUACAUUGUGCCCCUUCACUACGAUCUCACCCUCUACCCGGAUUUCUACGGAAACAACGGCUGGUUCUAUGGCAACGAGACAAUAGAAAUAGACGUACGGAAAGACACGAAGUUUAUUCUCAUACACUACAAGUAUAUGAACAUCACUCGCACGAUACUGAACGUAAAUUCCACCAAUGCGGAGAUCGGUAUAAAGAGAACGUUCGGGUAUGAUCCUAACGAGUUUUGGGUGGUGGAGACCAAUGACGUCAUUAAGGGUGGAACCGUGGUGAAGCUGGAUCUACAGUUCGAUGCGUCAUUGACCAGGGCUAUUGUGGGUUUCUAUAAGAGCACCUACACAAACUCUCUCACAGGCCAAAAGAGAAACUUGGUGGCCUCUAAGUUUGAACCAGUGAACGCCAGGAAAGCGUUCCCGUGUUUCGAUGAGCCCAACCUGAAAGCCGAGUACACCAUCACCCUGAUACACGAUGCGUCUUACACACCUUUGUCGAACAUGCCGGUAUCGGCUAACCAGCCACAGAACUGGUUUCACAGUUUAAAGUCAACGACGUUCCAGAGAUCUGUGAAGAUGAGCACGUACCUCGUGUGUUUUAUUGUCUGUGACUUUCAAUACAAAGAAGAUAUCACUUCAUCAGGAAAACAGAUCCGCGUGUAUUCCACCCCAGACAAGCUGGAGCAGACGACCUACGCGCUGACGAUUCUCAAACACACCAUGGAGCAAUACGAGAAUCUCUUCCAGCUGGAAUACCCUCUCCCGAAACAAGACAUGAUAGCCAUUCCUGACUUUGUGUCCGGCGCCAUGGAGCACUGGGGGCUGAUCACGUACAGGGAGACCGCCGUUCUGUAUAACCCCAGGGAGGCGUCCGACAGUAACAAACAGAGGGUGGCCACCGUCAUCGCUCACGAAGUCGCACACCAGUGGUUUGGUAACAUCGUCACGAUGGACUGGUGGGAUGAUCUCUGGCUCAACGAGGGGUUCGCGUCAUUCAUGGAAUACGUCGGGGUCAACAGUUUUGAGCCGCAGUGGCAAAUGCUGGACCAGUUUCCAGUUGUGGAUCAGCAGCCAGUGAUGAUAACAGACGCCGGGGUUCAGUCGCAUCCCAUUGUAGUACCAGUCUACAAACCUACGGAAAUUAACGAAGUCUUCGACUCCAUCUCAUACAGCAAGGGUGCAUCUGUGAUUUUAAUGCUGGAAUCGAUCAUGGGGAAGGACAAGUUCUUCGAAGGAAUAUCGAAAUAUCUAAAAAGGUUCCAGUGGGGUAAUGCUAAAACUGACGACCUGUGGAAUGCACUUAGUGAGGUACCAGGAGCCCCGGAUGUCAAACACAUAAUGGAUACGUGGACCCGACAGAUGGGCUUCCCUUUCGUUGAUAUUUCCUUUACGUCUCUCGGAAGUGGACGGACUUCCGUUUCCGCCAGGCAAAAGCGCUACCUGGCGGAUCCCUCUGCUACUUUCAAUACAAGUGAUUCUGAAUUUGGCUACAAAUGGUAUAUUUCUCUAGACUACCUUUCAUCAGUAGGCUCGAAUGGAAAACAAAUUCUAGACACAAGUGACGCGACAUUUGAAAUCAACUUUGACAUGAACGACGCUCGCAAGUGGAUCAAGUUUAACAUAAACCAAACCGGGUUCUACAGAGUUCUCUACCCUGAUGCAAUAUGGCAGAGAUUUUCUACUAUACUCAAAACAACUGAUCCAGAUCUCUGGAUCCUCUCUCCCAGUGACCGGUCUGGCUUGAUUGACGAUGCAUUCAACUUGGCACGUGGCGGUAUCAUGGGAUAUGACAUAGCUCUCGAGAUGACAUCUUACUUGGAUAGAGAAAAUAAUCACAUACCGUGGAAGAGUGGAUACAGGGGAAUGCAGUACAUCAGCACAAUGUUUGAGAUAGGAGGCGACUUUGGACAUUGGAGGAAACACGUUCUGAACAAAGUGAAGCCUGCCCUGGACAGAAUAGGCUGGGGAGAUACCGGCACACACCUUCAGAAAUUAAUGAGAUCCAAUUUGAUCAGUCUUGCGUGUGGUCACGGUGACGUUCAGUGCAUGACGAACGCGUCUAUGCAGUUCAGAAGCUGGCUCGAUAAUGGAGCAGAAAUUCCUCCGAAUCUGCGGCUACAGGUUCUACCAAAUAUGAUGUUUGUCUUUCAAACGUAUCUGAUGUACGUGGAGGACGAAUCUAAGGUCCGUAGUCAGGACAUCUGGACGGUAAUCCGCUACAUCAGUGGAAAUCCGGCCGGCCAGAACCUCGUGUGGAACUGGGUCAGAGAGAACUGGACAAAACUCGUCCGCAGGUUCACGUUGUUUUCGCGAGGCCUUGGUCGCAUGGUUACAGGAAUCGUCUCUUCAUUUAACUCUGAAAUCAAACUACAGGAGGUAGAAGAAUUCUUUAAAAAAUAUCCGGAUGCAGGAUCUGGCGCCAGGGGGCGCUUACAAGCAAUAGAGAGCAUCAAGCGGAACAUUAAUUGGAUGAAGACCAACGAACAGACGAUAACUGAUUGGCUAAUUAAAAAUACUUAGCUCCUGUAAUAAUAUUAUCGUGAUUAUAAUGUGUACGUAAACAUACAUGUAUUUAUAUAUUUAUAUAUAUUUGCAUAUACAUGUACACGCAAACACACACACACACACACACAAAAACACACACACACACACACACACAGAGAGAGAGAGAGACACACACACA
Gigantopelta aegis is the source of this 3368-nucleotide messenger RNA. Its product is annotated as glutamyl aminopeptidase-like. Gene Ontology annotation, molecular function: metalloaminopeptidase activity; zinc ion binding; peptide binding. Gene Ontology annotation, cellular component: cytoplasm. Lineage: Eukaryota; Metazoa; Mollusca; Gastropoda; Neomphalida; Peltospiridae. The coding region runs from base 476 to 3205 and encodes 909 amino acids. The transcript is spliced from 20 exons. Gene Ontology annotation, biological process: peptide catabolic process; proteolysis. The record is from RefSeq and is a predicted model, not a curated record.